AUAUAAAUGGCAUCUUUGGGCGACAUGAGGAAGACUUCGCUCUGUUUCUGAGAAUCUGAGAAGAUACUUUGUCUGUAGCAGGAAAAGAGCUAAGGGAGCCAAGAUGAAGUUGUUUGUAUUUUUGUGCCUGAUCAUCUCAGCUUUUGCCGCUCCUGUUCCAGACAGUGACAGCAGUGAGGUUGCAGCACAUGCUAAUGAAGCCCUCAGGCUCAUGGAGCUGUUUAGGAUGUACCAGCGACAGGGACUAGCAAACCCCUUUCUUCCAGCCGCUGAUGCUCCUGCUGGUCCUGCAGCAGCCGUGGCUAUAAAUGUACCAGUCCAGCAAGCUGCUGCCAUCCCAGCAGGUGAUGACUCAGACGAGGAGACUGAGGGUGGUAACCCAGGUCCUGCUGUCGGGGUGGCUCCCCUAAACUCUGACGAGGAAGAGGAGGUUGAAGAAGUGGAGGCCACCGAAGUGGAGCCAGCCGUGGCUGAACCGGCAGAAGGCACGGCAGCCCCCCCAGCAGCGGCCACUGAGCCCGCCGUGGUGGAUGUGGCUGUUGAUGCGGCACCAGUCGAUGAUGUUGUUGUGGAUGUGCCUCCCGUUGACGUUGCCGCUGUUGACAUCGCCCCCGAGGUGGCUGCUGAUGCGGCCGGUCCUGCCGCAGCUGAUAUCCCCGCCGCGGCUGAUGUCCCGGCUGUUGGUGACACUGUGGCCGCAGACGCAGCUGAGAAUGAGGUGACAGGAGGCGUUGCAGAUCCUGCUCCACUGUAGCUGUCCAGCUCUGUUUUUAAAUGACUGAAGCACUCAAAUGUGAUGUAGAAGAGAGGCAGAAAAAAAAACCUAAAAAAAAUAUAUUUUUUUGUUUUUUUUAAUUUUGAGCACAAAAUAGUUAGAAAUUGUUUACUUUGUUUUCAAAAUGUGUAAUUCCAUUUGUCAAAGCUUGGAAACUGUGUUUUCUUGAUCUAUUUUUUAUAUGUGCUUGACACUAAAGGGCCUCAUCUUUUCAGACUGUAGCAGCAACUGGAACCUUUUUAUAUACCAGAAAAUCUGACAGAUUUAAUUUACGAUAUGUAGUGUCUUGAUCUUUUCUUGCUUUAAAAUGAACACAAUAAAGUGCUGUUUGCUUCUUAAA
Messenger RNA from Oryzias melastigma (Indian medaka), 1115 nucleotides. RefSeq names its product enamelin (gene enam). Bases 104 to 754 code for a protein of 216 amino acids. The record is from RefSeq and is a predicted model, not a curated record. The transcript has 8 exons. NCBI's taxonomy places the organism in Eukaryota, Metazoa, Chordata, Actinopteri, Beloniformes, Adrianichthyidae.